Penicillium taxi is the source of this 1359-nucleotide messenger RNA. Its product is annotated as class-II fumarase/aspartase family protein. The coding region runs from base 1 to 1359 and encodes 452 amino acids. Lineage: Eukaryota; Fungi; Ascomycota; Eurotiomycetes; Eurotiales; Aspergillaceae. The transcript is spliced from 2 exons. The record is from RefSeq and is a predicted model, not a curated record. Gene Ontology annotation, molecular function: catalytic activity.
AUGAUUCGUAAUUUUACGUUGGAUCCCUCAGCCAGACUUGGGAGCGAAGAGACGUUAGAACACGGAUUGCCCCGCGCAUACCUCUCACGAUGUAUUGACGCUGAAACCGCCCUCGCUCGGGCACAAGCAGCUUGUGGUGUCAUUCCCCAGGAGGCAGCGGACUCCAUAACCCAAAAGGCCGAUGUUUCAACCCUGGACUUAGACAAGCUACGUGAUGAGACCGAGAUUGUUGGGUAUCCUAUUCUUUCUUUGGUAAAGCAACUCUCUGGAACUAUUGGUGAACACGGGCGCUAUUUGCAUUGGGGAGCAACAACUCAAGAUAUCAUGGACACGGCCAAUAUGUUGCAGAUGAAAAAGGGUCUUGAAGUUGUUAGAGAGAAGCUCAUCAACGUUAUUUCUGCGCUUGAAAAGCUCUCAAGCGAACAUAAGGCCACCCCAAUGGCCGGUCGCACUCAUUUACAACAUGCUCUACCCGUUACAUUUGGUUAUAAGUGUGCCGUCUGGCUAUCUAGCUUCUAUCGCCACAUGGAGAGGUUGGAGCAGCUCGAGUCUCGGUGUCUCUUGGUCCAGUACGGCGGUGCAGCAGGCACUCUGGCGUCUCUUGGCGCUGGCGAGGAAGGCGUUAAAGUUCGCAAAGCCAUGGCAUUGGAGACCGGAUUACAGGAUCCUCCCAUCACAUGGCAUGUGGCUCGAGACGGUGUAGCGGAAAUUGCCAAUUUUCUUGCGCUUGUCGGAGGCUCUCUCGGCAAAGUCGCCCUUGACCUCAUGAUUAUGUGUUCCAACGAGGUGGGUGAAGUGGCAGAGCCUUUUGUUCCCCACCGCGGCGCAUCAUCCACAAUGCCACAGAAGCGCAAUCCCAUCUCUAGUGAAAUAAUGCUUGCUGCCUCCAAGUCGCUUCGAUCCAAUGCGAGUCUUGUAUUGGAUGCUAUGGUGACGGACUUUGAGCGUGCAUCAGGUCCUUGGCACCUAGAGUGGAUUGCCAUUCCCGAAAUGUUUGUCAUGGCUGUUGGCUCUCUUCAUCAGGCAGAAUUUGUGCUUUCUGGGUUGGUUGUGGAGCGCCAGCGAAUGGUAGACAACCUAUACUCCACGGGCGGCUUGAUCGUUGGUGAGGCAGUCAUGAUGGGUUUGGCUCCAUUUAUAGGACGGCAAAAGGCGCAUGAUGUUGUGUAUGAUGGCUGUCGUCGGGCCAUUGAAGAAAAGCUUACUCUGCUUGAGGUUUUGCUUGACAUGCCGGAAGUGACAGAGAAAAUCCCGAGAAAGCGACUUGAGGAGCUUUGUGAUCCUGCCAACUACCUUGGGUCAUCUCUAAGGAUGGUAGAAGACACGCUAGCUUCUUCCGGUUCUUUCCAGAGGUCCUAG